Equus quagga is the source of this 987-nucleotide messenger RNA. It is a transcript of the gene DLX2, whose product is annotated as distal-less homeobox 2. Gene Ontology annotation, molecular function: DNA-binding transcription factor activity, RNA polymerase II-specific; RNA polymerase II cis-regulatory region sequence-specific DNA binding. The record is from RefSeq and is a predicted model, not a curated record. The transcript has 3 exons. Bases 1 to 987 code for a protein of 328 amino acids. Gene Ontology annotation, biological process: embryo development; negative regulation of transcription by RNA polymerase II; cell differentiation. NCBI's taxonomy places the organism in Eukaryota, Metazoa, Chordata, Mammalia, Perissodactyla, Equidae.
AUGACUGGAGUCUUUGACAGUCUGGUGGCUGAUAUGCACUCGACCCAGAUCACGGCCUCCAGCACGUACCACCAGCACCAGCAGCCUCCGAGCGGCGGCGGCGCUGGCCCCGGCAGCAGCAACGGCAGCGGCCUCCACAAGCCCCAGGAGUCGCCCACCCUUCCGGUGUCCACAGCUACCGACAGCAGCUACUACACCAACCAGCAGCACCCGGCGGGCGGCGGCGGCGGUGGGGGCUCGCCCUACGCGCACAUGGGUUCCUACCAGUACCACGCCAGUGGCCUCAACAACGUCCCUUAUUCCGCCAAGAGCGGCUACGACCUGGGCUACACCGCCGCCUACACCUCCUACGCGCCCUACGGGACCAGUUCGUCCCCAGCCAACAACGAACCCGAGAAAGAGGACCUCGAGCCAGAAAUUCGGAUAGUGAACGGGAAGCCAAAGAAAGUCCGGAAACCCCGCACCAUCUACUCCAGCUUCCAGCUGGCGGCUCUUCAGCGGCGUUUCCAAAAGACUCAGUACCUGGCGCUGCCCGAGCGAGCCGAGCUGGCGGCGUCUCUGGGCCUCACCCAGACUCAGGUCAAGAUCUGGUUCCAGAAUCGCCGAUCCAAGUUCAAGAAGAUGUGGAAAAGCGGGGAGAUACCCUCGGAGCAGCACCCUGGUGCCAGCGCCUCGCCGCCUUGCGCUUCGCCGCCUGUCUCGGCGCCGGCCUCCUGGGACUUCGGCGCGCCGCAGCGGAUGGGGGGUGGCGGCGGCCCCGGCAGCGGCGGCAGCGGCGCCGGCAGCUCCGGCUCCAGCCCGAGCAGCGCGGCCUCGGCUUUCCUGGGCAAUUACCCUUGGUACCACCAGGCCUCGGGCUCCGCCUCGCACCUGCAGGCCGCGGCGCCGCUGCUGCACCCGACGCAGACCCCGCAGCCGCACCACCACCACCACCACCACCACCACGGCGGCGGGGGCGCCCCGGUGAGCGCGGGGACGAUUUUCUAA